UUCAGGGAAAUCACUCUGACCCGCCUCCAGCACAGUUGAGCAUACACACACUGCCGUCUCUGUCCUCACAGAACUCUCACCUUUAGAGAAGCAAUGAAGGAUUUAGUUUUACUGCUGGUUUUUCUCCAAACUUUAAUGGUUCGGACGAGCUCGCUGCCCUAUGUAGCUGACGCCAACCGAAUCUGUCCCCGGUCUGAAAGGUACGUCACAGAUUCAAACCUGUGCUGCAGCCGAUGUCCCCCCGGACAUAAGCUGAAGACGGAAUGCACUGAAAGUACUGACUCAGUCUGUGAACCAUGUGGACCAGAGCAGUACUUGGAGAACUGGAACUUUGCUAUAAACUGCUUGUCCUGCAUCAAAUGCAAAGCAUCGAAGGGUCUGCAGGAAGAACGAAGCUGCUCCCCCACUAAAAGGACCAAAUGUAGGUGCAUGCCGGACAGGUACUGUGUAAUGAGCUCUAACGGCCAGUGUCAGGAUUGUACCGCCUACAAAAAAUGCAAAAAGGGAUUUGGAGUAUUUGUGAAAGGGACAGAUACGUCUAAUGUAAUAUGUAAAAAGUGUCCAGAGGGGACUUUCUCUGACAUUGUCUCCUCCACAGAAGCCUGCAAAAACCACUCGAUCUGCGAUGAAAGACACAUUAUCAGUAAAGGCAAUGCUACUUCAGACACAGUAUGCAAACCUGCUGCAAGCAACCCAUAUACCAAACCAGAAACUACAACAUUACCAGUAACUAAGCGUGUGAAGGCAACCACAAUGAAAUCACAGCCAUUUACCAAACAAAUCUCAAACUACACACAUUUGUUGAGUUCUACAGCAGAACUUCCCAAAGUGAGAAAAGAAGAAGAGCCGCUGGAUCCUGGACCAGAUAAGCAAUUAGCUACACUCUUUGGAAGUGUUGCUGGUGUCAUUCUGCUUCUUAUUGUAGUAGGCCUGCUACUACUCUGUAAACGAGUCUUCAAGAAAGCUACAGUAGAUUUUCCUAAAGUGGAUGCAAAUGGAAACUGUGACACUGACAGUAACAAUACAAACCUCUGUGAGCUCAGGGAUACUGAAAGUUUGUCAAUCAAAGCUGUGCAGCCAGAACAACUGGGUCUUCUUGAGAAUGGGGAUGCCUACUGCAUCGGCAACUUUAAUGGGCAACUACAAUCAACAAUACCUGUUUACCAACCUCAAUCUGCUUUGUCUGAGCCUCUUCCUCUCCAGUCCAAUGUGGAUCAAGUUGUUUCCCAAACUGGUACAAGUUUGCAGUCUUCUUCACAACCCACAAGUCCACAAAGUAUGGCCCCUAGUCCUCUGGUCAAUGUUAACAUCAAUUUGCAUAUCGGGAAUGGGACAUGUACAUCUCCAGCGGUGAUGCUCAGCGACACAGCAACAGCAGAGCCUAAAAUCCCAUUUGGAGAGGAAGAGGAGAGCUGUAGUCUUCUACAGCAGGAAGAUGGCAAGCACUCACUGCUGUCUGUAGAAGAAAGUGGAAGUUAUAAUAAUAUGUCAUUUAAAACACUAGACCAGUUUGUGUAAAUAGUUGGUUUAAAAGGGUGUGGAAUAUAGGUUCGUUGUAGGUUUGAACAAAACUUUGAACAGAAAGGCGCACUUGACAAGGCGUGAGGUAGUGUCUUGUUGAUGUUAAAGUCAGAUUGCUGUGUACAGAGGAGGGACUGAACGAGGUCUGGGAGGUCUGCACAAAAGUAUUAAUGUAAAAAGUUUUAAAUAAUUGUAAAAUAAGAAAGGUAUCACUGUAAAUUCCUAAAGUACAUACUUGCUUGUUUUGGGUUGUGUUUUUUUGUUUUUUUUGUUUUACUUUUUUUCUGGCUGCAUUGUUAAACAGUAGAGAAUUGCAGAAAGGACUACCAGUCGUGAUGACAUAUGAAUGCGUCACUAAAUAGUGAAAUGAGCUAAAAGGGAAAUUAAUAUGUGUGGGUGUGGUUGAUUUGAAAUAAUUCAUCAGAAAAGUUCUCAUUAAAGUUCUAUCCUAAUGUAAAGAAAGCAAACAUCGUUGUACAAUUGUAAAGUAAAAGUAAAAGAAACGGGGGAAAAAAUCAAGGAAACUGAAAAAUGCAAGUUGUUUCAACUCAGAAAUAAACUCUUGCAAUCUUGUUUUUCCUAUAUAAAA
Boleophthalmus pectinirostris (great blue-spotted mudskipper) is the source of this 2110-nucleotide messenger RNA. It is a transcript of the gene tnfrsf1b, whose product is annotated as tumor necrosis factor receptor superfamily, member 1B. Gene Ontology annotation, cellular component: membrane. Bases 94 to 1518 code for a protein of 474 amino acids. The transcript is spliced from 9 exons. The record is from RefSeq and is a predicted model, not a curated record. Gene Ontology annotation, biological process: intrinsic apoptotic signaling pathway in response to DNA damage; positive regulation of myelination; immune response. Gene Ontology annotation, molecular function: tumor necrosis factor binding; tumor necrosis factor receptor activity. NCBI's taxonomy places the organism in Eukaryota, Metazoa, Chordata, Actinopteri, Gobiiformes, Gobiidae.